Molecule: messenger RNA, 1249 nt
Organism: Drosophila nasuta
Lineage: Eukaryota; Metazoa; Arthropoda; Insecta; Diptera; Drosophilidae
Product: abasic site processing protein HMCES
Exons: 5
Coding region: 158-1240 (360 amino acids)
Biological process (GO): protein-DNA covalent cross-linking repair
Molecular function (GO): single-stranded DNA binding
Source: RefSeq, a predicted model, not a curated record
ACUGUGUAUGUUAUAGCGUUCACCCAUUUUAGUUAAAAAUAUAUUUUUUAUUUUACUGCGGAUUGAUAAAACGAGUUUAUGUUUUGGUGGUAACAAGUUCAGCUGAUUAACCGUUUACAUACCAGGGCUGCAACAAUAGCUAUUAAAACCGCUUAAAAUGUGUGGACGCACUUGCCUAACACUCGAUCCCGACCAAGUGCUGUGUGCGUGCAAAUAUCCAAAUGAGAAGCUCCAAGAUGACGCCAAGCAGCAGAAAUUCGCAACUCCAGAAUGGCGCGCAGAGUUCAAUUUGGGCCGCCGAUAUCAAGCCUCUUAUAACAUUGCGCCCACCGACAUAACACCGGUGAUCGUGUCAGCUGCGCACUUCGCAGAAGCCGCAGAGGAUCAAAAGGGAACAGAUCGCAUUGUUAUGCCCAUGAUGUGGGGCAUGAUUCCUCCGUGGCACAAAGGAGACUAUCGCAAGCAUGGACUAACCACGAACAAUUGUCGGUUGGAGCAUUUAAUGGACUCCAAACUGUAUCGCGGACCCUUUAAACGUGGCCAACGUUGUGUCGUUCUUUGCGAAGGUUUCUACGAGUGGCAGACUACAAAGCAGGCAAAACCAUCCGAUCGUGAGGCUUACUUGCUCUAUGUGCCACAGGAGGCAGAUGUAAAAAUUCACGACAAAAGCACUUGGUCGCCAUCAAAUGUAAAACUUCUGCGAAUGGCAGCCUUGUUUGAUGUAUGGCAGGACGAGAAUGGCGACAAAAUGUAUAGCUAUAGCAUCAUCACCUUCGAAUCCACGAAAAUAAUGUCCUGGAUGCAUUAUCGUAUGCCGGCUAUACUCGAAACAGAACAGCAAAUGAAUGAUUGGCUGCACUUUAAGCAUGUAAGCGAUUCGAAAGCUUUGGCAGCACUUCGACCGGCGACUGGCUUACAGUGGCAUCGUGUUGGCAAAUUAGUGAAUAAUUCGCGCAACAAAAGCGAUGAGUGCAACAAGCCUUUUGAGGCAGCUUCCAAGCCUGAAAAACCCAAAGGGAUGUUGGCUUGGUUAACAGGCAAUAAGCAGAAGCUACAUCAAAACAAAACGACAAACGAUGAAGUAGUUAUUAAAGAAGAGACCGCUAAACGCAGUGUCGAUGAGAUUUCUCCAACUGCAGCUGAAAGCGCCGCCAAGCGGACGUGUUGCGCACCAAUCCAAAUAGCGCCUCCAGCGCUUAAAAGCGAACACGAGAUUAAGUUGGAGUCCACCGAAAGUUAAUUUUUCUAA